GGACUCCUUGAAAAAAGAACAUAAACCUUCAAAAUCAAAAUCCCUCCAUUUUCCCUUUCAGUCUUGUUCUGAUUCAUUUUCCUUCUUUCCCAAACCCAUAAACCCUAGCAAGCCACCAUCACCUCACCAUGGAGUGGAACCCUCAGACCCUCCAAUUCCUCUCGGAAUGCUUCCUCCACACUCUCUCCCCCUCGCCGGAGCCCCGCCGCCGCGCCGAGUCCUCCCUCGCCGAGGCCGCCGACCGCCCCAACUACGCCCUCGCCGUCCUCCGCCUCGUCGCCGAGCCCUCCAUCGACGAUCAGAUCCGCCAGGCCGCCGCAGUCAACUUCAAGAACCACCUCCGCCUCCGCUGGGCCUCCGACGACUCCCCCGUCCCCGACCCCGAGAAAGACCAGAUCAAAACCCUAAUCGUCCCCCUCAUGCUCUCCGCCACCCCCAAAAUCCAAUCUCAACUCAGCGAAGCCCUCGCCCUAAUCGGUCACCACGAUUUCCCCAAAUCCUGGCCCUCUCUUCUCCCUGAACUCAUCGCAAAUCUCCAAAAGGCUUCCCAGUCCUCCGAUUACGCCUCCAUUAACGGUAUUCUCGGCACCGCUAACUCUAUUUUCAAGAAAUUUAGGUUUCAGUAUAAAACCAAUGACCUAUUACUGGACUUAAAGUACUGUCUCGACAACUUCGCCUCUCCUUUGUUGGAGAUUUUCCUCAAGACGGCGUCGUUGAUUGACGCUGGCGCCAUGAACCUGCGCCCGCUCUUUGAGUCGCAGAGGCUGUGCUGCAGGAUAUUCUACUCGCUGAAUUUUCAGGAGCUGCCUGAGUUUUUCGAGGAUCACAUGAAAGAGUGGAUGGGUGAGUUUAGGAAGUAUCUCACCACUAGCUACCCUGCUCUUGAGAGCAGUGGUGCUGAUGGUGUUGCGCUUGUUGACGAGCUUCGGGCCGCGGUUUGCGAGAAUAUUAACCUCUACAUGGAGAAGAAUGAGGAGGAGUUUCAGGGGUUCUUGAAUGAUUUUGCUCUUGCUGUGUGGACUUUGCUUGGGAAUGUGUCACAGUCGUCCAGCCGGGACCGGCUUGCGAUUACCGCGAUUAAGUUUUUGACCACAGUUAGUACUAGCGUGCACCAUACUUUGUUUGCGAGUGAUGGGGUGAUACCGCAGAUUUGCCAAUGUAUUGUGAUACCGAAUGUGAGGUUGAGGGAGGAUGAUGAGGAGCUGUUUGAGAUGAAUUAUAUUGAGUUUAUUAGGAGGGAUAUGGAAGGGAGUGAUCUUGAUACUAGGAGGAGGAUUGCUUGUGAGUUGCUCAAGGGUAUUGCGAUGUAUUAUGGGGAUGCUGUGAAAAGCAUUGUUUCUGCGCAGAUACAGAAUUUGUUGAGUUCGUAUGCUGCUAACCCUGGGACAAAUUGGAAGGACAAGGAUUGUGCUAUUUACUUGGUGGUUUCUCUUGCAACCAAGAAGGCUGGGGCUAGUGUUGUCUCCACGGAACUCGUUGAUGUUCAGAGCUUUUUUGAGUCUGUGAUUGUCCCCGAGCUGCAAAGUGCAGAUGUGAAUGGGUAUCCUAUGCUCAAGGCCGGUGCACUCAAAUUUUUUACUAUGUUCCGGACGCAAAUAUCGAAGCCUGUGGCAUUGAAAUUUUUUCCAGAUUUGGUUCGUUUCCUUACUGCAGAGUCAAAUGUUGUUCAUUCUUAUUCUGCAAGCUGUAUUGAAAAACUCCUGUUGGUGAAGGAUGAGGGGGGUGGAGCACGUUAUACUUCAGCAGAUAUCAAUCCAAUUUUCCCUGUGCUGAUGAACAAUCUCUUCGGUGCCUUUAAGCUCCCAGAGUCUGAAGAGAAUCAAUAUGUAAUGAAAUGUAUUAUGAGGGUUCUUGCUGUUGCGGAUAUCUCUAUUGAUGUUGCACGUGUUUGCGUUGAAGGGUUGGGCUCUCUUCUUGCUGAAGUUUGCAGAAAUCCAAAAAAUCCCACAUUCAAUCACUAUCUCUUUGAGUCAGUAGCCAUUCUUGUUAGGCGGGCUUGUGAGGGGGACUCAACUCUUGUAUCUGUUUUUGAAGCAAGCCUUUUUCCUAGGCUUGAAGUAAUAUUGACCAAUGAUGUGACUGAGUUUUUACCAUACACGUUUCAGUUGCUUGCUCAGCUUGUUGAGUUAAACAGGCCACCCAUCCCUCCAAUCUACAUGCAGAUAUUUGAGCUUCUAUUGUCACCUGAAACAUGGAAAAGAGCCUCAAAUGUUCCUGCACUUGUGCGUCUGCUCCAGGCCUUCCUUCAAAAGGCACCGAAUGAGAUCACCCAAGGGGAUAGGCUGACCAAAGUGCUUGGCAUAUUUGACACACUAAUCCAAGCUUCAAGCACAUCUGAACAAGGAUUUUAUGUGCUUAACACUGUCAUUGAAAGUCUUGAGUAUAAUGCUAUUAAACCAUAUAUUUCUCACAUUUGGGCCGCACUUUUCAGAGAGCUCCAGAAAAGGCGGACAGUAAAGCUCAUCAAGUCUCUCUUGAUAUUUAUGUCUCUCUUCCUGAUUAAGCAUGGUGCUGCAAAUGUUGUUGAUACUAUGAACAGUGUCCAGCCUGAUAUUUUUGUUGUGAUUUUGAAUCAGUUCUGGAUUCCUAAUCUUAAGCUGAUUACAGGAGCUAUAGAACUCAAAUUGACUGCAGUUGCCUCAACCAGACUCAUCUGUGAGUCUCCAGUUCUUUUGGAUCCUGCAGCUUCUGUGUCCUGGGGUAAGAUGGUGGACAGCAUAGUCACACUCCUUUCUCGGCCAGAAGAGGAUAGAGUUCAGGAGGAACCUGACAUGCCAGAUAUAACAGAAAAUGCGGGUUAUAGCACCACCUUUGUUCUUCUUUAUAAUGCUGGAAAGAAAGAAGAAGAUCCACUUAAAGAUAUAAGAGAUCCCAAGGAGUUUUUUGUGGCAUCAUUGUCCCGACUUUCUGCACUUUCACCUGGGAGGUAUCCUAAGGUCAUCAGUGAAAAUGUUGAUCCUGCAAAUCAAGCAGCAUUGCUUCAGCUUUGCAACACUUACAAUCUUUCAAUAGUUUGAGAUUGAAUGCUGGAAUACAAUGAGGAAUUACUGUCCGGGUCCCUCAGCCUUCUUCAACAUUUAUGAGCUAGCUAAAGGUACUUCUUGCAUUGAAACAAGGAGGUUUUGGUGGCUAUUAUCAUCAUCCAUUUUUGUCAGUGCCAUGAAUGCUGAACUGAAUUUCCUAUCGGUCCCAUUUUGAACACUGUAAGCAUGUGUCUUGAAGUGCGAUUUGGUCUGUUGGGAUCUUAAUGUAAAUUUUUUCAUGCUUCUUCCCAUUCCCAUUUUCCUAUUUUCCUGCUGUUUCAGCAUGCAUGCCUGUGAGCAAAUUGUAAUCCAUAUCUUCGGUGCAGUCAUUUGUGUAAACUUGCAUUUUAAAGUAAAUUUUAACUCAACACUUUACGUAAUUGAUUGAAAUUUAUUGGAAA
Glycine soja is the source of this 3424-nucleotide messenger RNA. Its product is annotated as exportin-2-like. Gene Ontology annotation, molecular function: nuclear export signal receptor activity; small GTPase binding. The transcript is spliced from 2 exons. Gene Ontology annotation, cellular component: cytosol; nuclear envelope. The record is from RefSeq and is a predicted model, not a curated record. Gene Ontology annotation, biological process: protein export from nucleus; protein import into nucleus. The coding region runs from base 129 to 3017 and encodes 962 amino acids. Lineage: Eukaryota; Viridiplantae; Streptophyta; Magnoliopsida; Fabales; Fabaceae.